GGCCUAUAUCGCAUCUCUUUCUACUGCUCUGCUGCUGAUGGCUUAAUAUGUCUCUCUCCUCCCUUGAAGACCUCUCACACUUUUUUCAAAAUCUUCUAUCUGUGCCUUGCCAAGCAGUUGACUACAGCGCAGACUGGGACACACACACCACAAGUUUUCAGACUUGAGACAUUUUAUCUCAAAGUGGAAAACACACAUGAAUCAGAAGCAUUAAGAUAAAUUAGUAAGACAGAUACGCGCACUGAAUUGUUGAACAAAGUUUUUCCUACAUUUGCAAUAUAAAAGACGCUUCAAGACGAGUCAUAUACAAAUCAACUGUCCACCUCUCUCCAGCACCAGCGCAGCAGCAUCAGCCCUAAAUAAUAAUCCAUUCAAUCACCAUACACCACAAUUACUUCCCAUUACGUUACAGUAUUAUUUGCUUUACAUAGGGAUUUGUUAGACUCGUACACACGUACAAUUCUUGUAUGUACAUAAGUUUAUGUACAUAUGUAUGUGUACUGCUCAUUGAACUGGUUUCAUUCGUAUUAACAAAUGUUAAGGAAUCUGGAUAAAACAGAAGCAUUAUAUUUUUCCACAGCUUAGUUUGACGUCUUAACUCGUUCAUGCACAUGGGCAUCAUUACAAACACAAAAUAACAAGUUCGUUGUUUGUCAGCCUUAGAAAUAUUCUUCUUGGCUUCUCUUUCACAAUAAAAUUCCGAGAUUUUGCAGAACAACGAAAAGUGAACACAAAGUACAGUGGUGAAAGUUAAAAAAAUACACACAACUUGUGCAUUCUUGUUAGUGGCCAGAAUUCCCAAUAAAAAAGAAUGUGAUACAUGCGAACUACAAUUUCGAUCACUAAGAAUCUCCAUUUGUUGGCUCCUCGGACGAAAGAAACUUUCACCGUUUAUAUUUUUUAGACUCUUCUUUUAGUCUUGCUUUGGGAACUUUCUGGUUUUCAAAAUGAUGGCUGCUCCGACUUCAGUGGUCGUCUUGGACCGGGGGAAUAACACGACGGUCACUAUAAACUUGCAUGGUGCAACCGUUGUUUCAUGGAGAGUCAAUAACCAGGAACAACUUUUUGUGUCCAAGCAGGCACAAUUCGAUGGGAAGAAGGCUAUACGGGGAGGAAUACCUUUCGUCUUCCCACAAUUUGGACAAUGGAACUAUGGACCGCAGCAUGGAUUUGCUCGGAUUAUUCGGUGGACAUUGGAAAAGAGUCCAGACCGAUUACCCUCAGGGGACGUUGAAGCCGUUUUCUCUCUUAUGGACUCGGAUUUCACGAGGUCCAUGUGGAACUUCCCGUUUAGGCUGACUUAUCGACUAAUACUCAGAGAGAAAGAACUACACUUUAACAUUUGCGUCUACAACCCCAGCAAAGAUCUCACUUUCAGCUUCAACUUACUGCUUCAUACUUACUUCAAAGUUCCAGACGUACGCCGUUGUCAAAUCACGGGAUUACAUGGAUGCACAUUCAUUGAUAAGACGAGAGAUUCGACCAUUUACCAAGAAGGCCGUGAUGUGGUCCAAAUUUCAGAAUGGACAGACCGUAUUUAUCAGAAUACUCCGCAAGAGCAUAUCAUCACAAAUGUGGUGUCCGGCCGAAAAAUGCGUGUUCAGAAAUAUAACUUCCCUGACACGGUUCUCUGGAAUCCUUGGGAAGCUGGGGCCAAGGAGUUGGCUGACUUUGGGGAUGACGAGUACCCAAACAUGGUGUGUUUGGAAGCAGGUCACGUUUCUUCCCCUGUGAUCCUUUUGCCUGGGACUGCAUUUGAAGCGUCACAAAUUCUACAAGUAAUGUGAGACAAAUGAGCAGCCCAUGUUAUACAUAAACAGCUCAUCUUUCUUGGUAAUGAUUUUACCAAAACCGUGAUGGCUUGUGCAGUCACUCACUACCAAAUUAACCAAAUGUUAAUUAAUUUAGAAAAUACACAUUUAUUCACAUUUCUCCAAUCUUUCAUUAAUUCAAACCAGAAGGAAUGAGAGAGUUUGCAAAACUAGCUUCGACAGUUAAUAUAACCAGAAUAUUAUUCAGUAAGAGGCCAGGACUGGGUUUAGAUAGGCCUCACAAUACAUUCAUACAGAAAAAUACUUGUAAUCUUUCCAACCAGACCAAUUGCAUAGUUUGUCGUUUCGUCGUUUGUGCCCGAGUUGAAUUAGUUCUUAUGGUUAAAAAACUUCAUAGUUCUCAUAAAUUAUACACCCUUCAUCAUCACCAACGACAAAAAUAUUCCGAACAAAAAUCUUAAAAAACUACACAUGAAACUUAAUUUUCGUUCACUCCCUUUUCCUUGUAAAGACAUAAAUAACUAGGUAUAAAGGAAAUGAAUACGGAAUGAUACGAAUUUACAUUUACCAUAAUGUUCCUCUCUAUUUGCUACAACAUUUGCAAGCUACUUACAACUAAGCUAGUUACUAACAAUUAAUGAAUACAAAACCAAUAAGGCAUGACAAAUAAGAGAUUCAAGACAUGGGGAAUUUUAGAACUACUGGAGUCACAAAUAGUAUUAUUAUUAUUAAGGCAUAUUUUCAUUACAGUUGAUUUAGUUAAUUUUUGUAUUGCAAAUUCUUUCCAUGAGUUGAUGACUUUUCUAGUUAAUUUGUUACCCAUACAUGCUACACGAUUUGUACACCAUUAGAUACUUAUUAAAAGUUGGAUGUACAUGAAUUUAAUGAAUACGGCAAUAUUGCUCAGGAUAAGUCCUAAAACUAUAAAAUGCCAACAACCAACCAACCAACCAAGGCCUAUAUUUAAGAAUUAACAUUGAUGUCCACAAAAAACUCUUCCGUCUCUUCUUCUGUGAAUAUGUAAUUCAAAGAAAGCAAUAAUAAUUACCCGGUAGACGCCAGAUUAUUAUGCAAUAGUGCAUUAGUAGAACAUAGGUAACUACAUAAUAUGUAAUUACCUACAUACAUAUUAUGUAGGUAUUCAGAUUUGAUAUGCAUUUUGAAACUAAUAAGUGAUAUACAGCAACUUUAGACAUGCAAAUUACAUACAACAAACAGCAGUUCCUUUUUGAAUCAAGAUAAUCAUCAGGUUUAUAAAUACCAUAGGCUCGUUCGUAGUGUUAUUUAAUACAUUUCAGUGUUCGAAAAUAUGUAUAGAUGUAGAACCCGAUAAAAAAUGUUAUUAUUAAACUAUUGUAUUGUAGCAAUUGUACUAUUUCAUGUCUUUAUGUAAAUAUUUACAACUGUAAAUAAAAUGCAUACUAUAUUGAUUGUUCUUCUUACA
Molecule: messenger RNA, 3216 nt
Organism: Folsomia candida
Lineage: Eukaryota; Metazoa; Arthropoda; Collembola; Entomobryomorpha; Isotomidae
Product: glucose-6-phosphate 1-epimerase
Exons: 11
Coding region: 948-1787 (279 amino acids)
Biological process (GO): carbohydrate metabolic process
Molecular function (GO): carbohydrate binding; isomerase activity
Source: RefSeq, a predicted model, not a curated record